This is a messenger RNA of Mycena indigotica, 771 nucleotides long. RefSeq lists its product as uncharacterized. Bases 1 to 771 code for a protein of 256 amino acids. Gene Ontology annotation, molecular function: protein heterodimerization activity; transcription coactivator activity; RNA polymerase II general transcription initiation factor activity. The record is from RefSeq and is a predicted model, not a curated record. Gene Ontology annotation, cellular component: transcription factor TFIID complex; SAGA complex. NCBI's taxonomy places the organism in Eukaryota, Fungi, Basidiomycota, Agaricomycetes, Agaricales, Mycenaceae. Gene Ontology annotation, biological process: DNA-templated transcription initiation; RNA polymerase II preinitiation complex assembly. The transcript is spliced from 3 exons.
AUGUCGGUUUUGGGGAGAGAGCCGACCUGUUCCCUUCCCCCAACCGCGAACGCGAUCGCCCUUCUUCUCUCUUCCACUCCCUCAGUACAAGAUGUCCAGCCCGCAGUUCUCCAUCAACUCCUCGACUUUGCGCAUCGCUAUACAGCUCACGUGCUCACCGAUGCCAACGUAUAUGCUGAAUACGCUGGAAGAACUGGAAAAAUAGAAAUGGACGACGUGAUUCUGGCCGUGCAAGCCCGUGUUGGCUGGGAAUUCGGCGGGAGGGUUCCGAAAGAGACGAUCCUUUCACUCGCGACUGAAGUAAACGCGCAACCGCUUCCUGCUGUCCCCGAAGUGUUUGGUGUACGGAUGCCUCCAGCUGCAGACUGUCUAACGUCUAUCGACUUUGACCUCAUCCCGAAUCGACCACCUCCUGGUGUCAAAUUAUACGAAGAAGUAGAGGAAUCUGAGUCUGAGUCUGAAUCUGACGACGAGAUGGAACCAGCACCAAUACCUCAACAAACACAACCUCCGCCCGCUCCCGUACCAUCUGAGCCCAUUGCUGACGAGACGCCGUUUCCAAUCAGCGCGAUUAACACUUCUGUUGGUCCGCAAAUCGGUUCACAGGCUCCUGCCCCCGACCAAGGCAGCGAUGCAGAAGAGGAGGACGAUGGACUAUUUGGAGGUGGCGAGGACGACGAUGACAGUGACGCAAUGGAAGAAGUGCAGACUUCACUUGGUCAAGCAAAUGGGGUCAAACGAAAAUUGGAGGAAGACGACGAUUACGAUUAA